Messenger RNA from Leptonychotes weddellii (Weddell seal), 1083 nucleotides. The record is from RefSeq and is a predicted model, not a curated record. NCBI's taxonomy places the organism in Eukaryota, Metazoa, Chordata, Mammalia, Carnivora, Phocidae.
CCGGCAGGCUUCCAACCCUACGGUAAUUUGCAGCUCUCAUAAUGUUUGCCAAAGCAACAAGGAAUUUUCUUAAAGAAGUUGAUGCCGGAGGUAACCUGAUUGCAGUAUCAAACUUGAAUGACUCUGAUAAGUUACAACUUCUAAGUCUGGUGACCAAAAAAAAGAGAUUCUGGUGCUGGCAGAGACCCAAGUACCAGUUUUUAUCUGUCACCCUUGGAGAUGUACUCACAGAAGACCAAUUUCUGAGUCCAGUGGUCGUGGAGUCAGACUUUGUGAAAUAUGAGAGCAAGUUUCAAAACCAUGUGAGUGGGACCAUCGAGACGGCGCUAGGGAAGGUCAAGAUGAAUGUUGGAGGCAAAGGACUGGUGGAAAGUCAGUCUUCUUUUGGAAACCUGAGGAAGCAGGAGGUGGACCUGCAGCAGCUCAUCAGAGACUCCACUGAGAGAGACACAGCAAGAGAGGGAACACAAGCAGAGGGAUGGCCAGAGAAGGCAUUGCAGGGAAGUUGGCAUCAGUGCAAAGAUUUGAAGGAGGACAGAUUCAAGUAUAGGGGUAUCCUGGGCAAGAGCGUUGUGGGCAGGGGUCAGUGUGGCUGGAAAUUCUGCCUCCUACAAGGGAAGCAUGGUGGCUUUGAGCUCGAGAGAAGUGGCUCUGUCUUCAUGGACCCUCUGCCCUUUCAAGAGUUUGCAUCUGGGGACAUGCCAGAUGCUGGGCAGGGACCAUCUGCCCUGGAUUGGCCGUUGAGUGUUUUAAAACAAGCCACUCUGCUCUUGGAGAGGAACUUCCAUCCCUUUGCGGGGCUGCCGGAACAGCAGCAGACAGCACUGAACAAUGUCUUCCAGGCGGUCCUGUCUGACGAAGAGUCACUUAUGGCCCUGGAGCAAGUGUGUGAGGAUGUGGUGAGCGGCCUGUCACCCCCACUGGCAAUACUGGGGGAGCUGAAGCCCCCACAGCAGCAGGACGUCAUGGCUUUCCUAUGUUUGGUGGGGUACGGAGUACGGGGUGGGUGUCCAGGCCUGGCGGAUACACUCAGCAACCAGAAGCUCUUUUCUACAGCCUACUUCUUGGUCAGUGCCCUAGCAG